This is a messenger RNA of Papilio polytes (common Mormon), 1473 nucleotides long. RefSeq lists its product as uncharacterized. The coding region runs from base 90 to 1286 and encodes 398 amino acids. NCBI's taxonomy places the organism in Eukaryota, Metazoa, Arthropoda, Insecta, Lepidoptera, Papilionidae. The transcript has 7 exons. The record is from RefSeq and is a predicted model, not a curated record.
CUCCGGUCAGUGCAACCUUGGCCGCGGGAAAGCGACCAUCAGUGGCGGGAAAGUUUAUAAAAAGCGCGCGAACUUUGACACCUGUCAAAAUGAUACCAAGAAGCUGUGUGGUUUUGUUGCUUUUUUUCUCGACGGUUCAGAGUGCGGGUUUAUUUGACCGUUCGUAUGAAUAUGUAAUGAAUUUAGGUAAAAAUAUAGCGCCGAGUGUUAUGUCGAUUUUUGACUGCUUCGGCGAGGAUGAUCCCUGGAACUGUGCUAAGGAUAAGGCGGGCAAGAUGCUGGAUAAUUGGGACGAUGAGGUGGACAAGCAGCGGCGGCAAUGGCGGGAGGCUGCGGACGCGGAGGUGCGUGCGUCAGGGAGGGCGCUGGGAGAGCUGCCCUCCCAACUGGGUACCGAGGUGGAGCAGUCACUGACAACCCUUGCUGACAUCCUGCAGCACGGCGUCGCCAGAGCGUUGGGAAGGCGAAGACAAGAUCAAAAUAUAGAAUCAAAACCAACGACCACAGUUAACAAUGACAAGAAAAUAAAAAUGAGAAAACCAAAGCCACCAAAGAUCCACCUUCUCAAUCCGAUACCAGCAAAGAAUGAAGGCAGAGGAUUCCCUCAGGGGCAACAAUCUUGGGUAAUAGGUAACAAUGAGGAUAUUCAAACUGAUUUAAGCAAAACAGAUGCGAGAACACUGAACAAUCCAGAGUUUGGAGUAGAGGAUACUGAAGAAGAUUCUAAAGAGGCAAGAAAAGAAUUGGGAGAUUCUAAGAGUGCGAACAGAAGAGGUAGAGGUAUUGUGUCAGAGAUGUGGGGCAUCGGGGAGCAGGCGCUUGACGCACUGGCAGAGCACGUGGUGGAGAAUGAAAAUGUUGACAACGGAAUUCAGGACAAGAGUUCUUUUGAAGAGCAAAGAGGCAAAAAGAAGAAGAAGAAGAAGGCUAUUUUGAAGCUGCUGAUCCUCGGCGCGGUACUCAAAGCGAAGAUAGGAACUCUGCUACAGAUUUUGUCUUUCAAAUUACAGGUGAAAUUCUUCAUAAUCGCGCUGAUCGGUCUGGCCAUCAACUUGGCGCGGUUUUGGGUUGAGCUAAAGAACAAACACCAUCAGCCUCAAAAGGUGAUCUAUUACGAGCACGCACAGCAUCAGCACCACUACGAGCACGAGGAGGAGCCUGGCUGGGGACCCUGGGCGCGCAACAUCGAACCCGAGGACGUAGAUGUAGACGUGGACCGCAACAUGCGGCCGUAUCGCGCGCAAGAGCGCAUCGCGACAACACGACCACUGCUCACGCUCUCGUAACGGCUGACGAAUUGGAAGCGCUGUUGACGGUCUGAGAUCGUUAUUGAUGGUCUGAGAUCGUUAUUGACGGUCUAAGAUCGUUAUUGACAGUCUGAGAUCGUUAUUGACAGUCUGAGAUCGUUAUUGACGGUCUAAGAUCGAUAUUGACAGUCUGAGAUCGUUAUUGACGGUCUAAGAUCGAUAUUGA